CGCAAACCAAUAGCUGUGCAUGCGUGCAUCCUCAUAGCAGAAGUUGUGAGGGUUCUCCUGCAACACCUCAAAAACGAAAAUCCCUUUUUCUCUCUCACCUUCACUAACUACAAACCCUAAUAUCUCUGUGCUUGUGGUCGAGCCAAGAUGUCCGGUAAAUCAGGACGAGUCCGGGAGUCUGACUUCGAAUACUAUGAGCGCGGCUAUUAUAAAGAUUUGAAGGAUGGUUACUAUAAACUCGAAAUCUCCAAGUCAUCAUAUAGGUGUCCCUUUUGCCGGGACAAUGAUUACUCGUUGAGUGAGCUUUUGAGGCAUGCAGUGAGAUUUGAAAGGUACUCACGGACAAUGAGGAUAAAAGAGUUAGCCAAGCACUCUGCUCUUCAAUUAUACAUUGAAAGACAUAUUGGUGUCAACAAUAGAUCUGAAAAAGUUGCUCAUGAUAGGCCAAGAAAUGCCAUCAUUGAUGGAUCAACAAAUGAUGUGCAUGAUAAAUUGAGAAAUGUUGUCAAUGAUACACCAGUAAACAUUGUCAGUAAUAGACUUGGAAAUAUCGAUGGUAAAUCUGAAAAUGUUGUCAAUGAUAGACCAGUAAACAUUGUCAGUAAUAGACUUGGAAAUGUCGAUGAUAGAUCUGAAAAUGUUGUCAAUGAUAGACCAGUAAACAUUGUCAGUAAUAGACUUGGAAAUGUCCAUUAUAGAUCUGAAAAUGUUGCCAAAGAUCAUCUAUUUGUCUGGCCUUGGUUUGGUGUUGUUGGAAACAUUGCCACUGAAUUUAAAGACGGAAGACGUGUUGGUGAAAGUGGUGCCAAUCUAAGGGAUGAGUUUACUCGGAAAGGAUUUCAUCCCAUGAGAGUUCAUCCAUUGUGGAACCGUUAUGGACAUUCAGGCUUUGCGAUUGUAGAGUUCUCCAAAGACUGGGAGGGUUUCACCAAUGCAAUGAACUUUGAAAGAAGUUUUGAGGCAGAACACUGUGGUAAGAGAGAUUACUACAUUUCACGAAACCGAGGGGAUAAACUGUAUGGAUGGGUAGCCCGUGAUGAUGACUACCAUUCCAAGACUAUAAUCGGUGAUUACCUUCAGAAGAAUGGAGAUUUGCAAUCUGUUUCUGAAAAACAGGCAGAGGAGAAAAGGAAAACUUCACUGCUUGUCUGUGAUUUAACUAAUACCUUGAAAGUGAAACAUGAGAAAUUGGAACAAGUAUGCAGCAAAUAUGAUGAUGUUAAUGUGUCCCUGAACAGGGUCAUGACUGAGAAAGAAGCAAUGAUUGAAUCAUAUAACAAUGAAAUAAAAAAAAUGCGGCAGGAAACCCGAAAAAAUUGGGAGACAAUUUAUGUGGCCCAUGAAAAGGCCAGAUUGGAUCUGCGUUCUCAGAGGAAAAUACUAGAGGGCCGUGAGAAGGAUCUCCAGAGAUGUCAAGUGCAAAAUGAGAAUGAGAGAAAAAAACUUGACCUUGAAAAGAAAAACAAUGAUAUGGCAAUGAUGGAGCAAAACAAGGCGGAUGAGAGAGUGUUGCAUCUGGCAGAAGAACACAAGAAAGAAAAGCAGAAAAUGCAUAAAAAGAUUCUUCAACUGCAGAAAAAACUCGAUGCCAAACAAACAUUGGAAUUGGAAAUUCAACGGUUGAAGGGAGCUCUUCAAGUAAUGAAACACAUCGGAGAGGGUGACAUCGAGGAGAAAAAAAAAUUGGAUGAAAUUAAACUGGAACUUGAAGAUAAGGAAGAGGAGUUAAAAGAACACGAAGAUCUUCAACAAACUCUUGUUGUCAGAGAACGUAAAACCAAUGACGAGUUGCAAGAUGCUCGCAAGGAGUUAAUACUUGUAUGUCUUUUUCUAAGCAUAAAUUGGCUGGGGAAGUCACACAGUAAUCGGGCUACUAUUGGUGUUAAAAGAAUGGGGGAGCUUGAUGAAAAACCCUUUGUGGGAGCAGCCAGGAGAAAAUUUUCUGAUGAUGAAGCGGAUGUGAGAGCAGUGGAGUUGUGCUCACAAUACGAAGCUUAUCUUAGAGAUCCAAGCUGGUAUCCAUUUAAAAUUUUAACAGACAAGGAAGGAGAAAAGGCUAAGGAAAUUUUAGAUGAAGAAGAUGAAAAACUGAAACAUUUGAAGGAUGAGUAUGGUGAUGAGGUCUAUCGAGCUGUGGCUACAGCUCUGAUGGAGGUGAAUGAGUACAAUCCUAGUGGUAGAUACCCAAUACCGGAGAUAUGGAAUGCAAAGGAAGGAAGGAAGGCACCGUUAAAGGAGGGAAUUUCAUAUUUAAUUAGGCAAUGGAAAGUGUCAAAGCAGCGAAAGAAGUAGGAUCCCAUUCGGAACUUCAAUUUUAUGUUCUUCCUAUUCACAAAACAGGAUUUACUUUAACUCCAUAGUCACAAAUUACAUGUUCUUCAAUUUUACAUGUACUACUGAUAUCAGACCUUGGUUGAAAGUGAAUCUGCACAUUAUACUGUUUAAAUUUGAGAAUUUCUUUUGUUA
Molecule: messenger RNA, 2466 nt
Organism: Vigna unguiculata (cowpea)
Lineage: Eukaryota; Viridiplantae; Streptophyta; Magnoliopsida; Fabales; Fabaceae
Product: factor of DNA methylation 4-like
Biological process (GO): gene silencing by siRNA-directed DNA methylation
Source: RefSeq, a predicted model, not a curated record